This is a messenger RNA of Lemur catta (Ring-tailed lemur), 1471 nucleotides long. RefSeq names its product junctional adhesion molecule 2 (gene JAM2). The transcript has 10 exons. Bases 508 to 1401 code for a protein of 297 amino acids. Lineage: Eukaryota; Metazoa; Chordata; Mammalia; Primates; Lemuridae. The record is from RefSeq and is a predicted model, not a curated record. Gene Ontology annotation, biological process: leukocyte tethering or rolling. Gene Ontology annotation, cellular component: protein complex involved in cell adhesion; cell surface; tight junction.
GGAGUUGGGGCAAAGCGGGAGGAGUUUCCCCACCCGUACACACCACCGUCCCCCGCACACCCUCUGCCCGCCCGCGCUCCCGCCCCGGGGACAGCUGGCAGCCCCGCGCCAGACCAGACACAAAGCCGAUCAAUCCCAGCGGCGCGCGGGCGGGGGACGACCCGCCAGGGCUGUCCCUUCCGCAGCUCGCCUCCUGCUGUCCCCUCACUAGGACCCCGCGGACACCUCGUCCGGCUUUCACGCCCUCCCCGUCUCACCCCAGCCGCCCUAAAGGAGCAGCCCAGAGCCCCCCAGCCCAGGACAGCAGGACCUACCUGCCCUCGGCAACCCGGCCGGGAAGGCGCCCCGGGCAGGGGGAAACUGACGUCCCCCCGAGAGCCGCCCCUCCCCUCCCGGCCUCUCUCCCCCGCCCCCGCCCCAGAAGUUCAAGGGCCCCCGCCGGCCGCCCACGCUCCUGCGGCCGGGACCCUCGACCUCGGCGGAGCAGCCGGCUCGGGCCCGGGGAAGAUGGCGAGGAGGAGCCGCCACCGCCUCCUCCUGCUGCUGCUGCGCUACCUGGUGGUCGCCCUGGGCUAUCAUAAGGCCUAUGGAUUCUCUACCCCAAAAGACAAAGUAGUCAAAGCAACAGAGUACCAAGAGAUUAUUUUAGCCUGUAAAACCCCUAAGAAGACCAUUUCCUCCAGAUUAGAGUGGAAGAAACUGGGGCGGAGUGUCUCCUUUGUCUACUAUCAACAGGCUCUUCAAGGUGAUUUUAAAAAUCGAGCUGAGAUGAUAGGUUUCAACAUACGUAUCAGAAAUGUUACAAGGAAUGAUGCCGGAAAAUAUCGUUGUGAAGUUAGUGCCCCAUCUGAGCAAGGCCAAAACCUGGAAGAGGACACAGUCACUCUAGAAGUGUUAGUGGCUCCAGCAGUUCCCUCCUGCGAAGUACCCACUUCUGCUCUGAGUGGAACAGUGGUAGAGCUACGAUGUCAAGACAAAGAAGGGAACCCAGCUCCUGAGUACACGUGGUUUAAGGAUGGCGUCCGUCUGCUAGAGAAUCCAAAACUUGGCUCCCAAAGCACCAACAGCUCCUACACAGUGAAUGCAAAAUCUGGAACUCUGCAAUUUAACACUGUUUCCAAACUGGACACUGGAGAAUAUUCCUGUGAAGCCCGUAAUCCUGUUGGAUAUCGCAGAUGUCCUGGGAAACGAAUGCAAGUAGAUGAUCUCAACAUAACUGGCAUCAUAGCAGCUGUAGUAGUUGUGGUCUUAGUGAUUACCGUUUGUGGCCUUGGUGUGUGCUAUGCUCAGAGAAAAGGCUAUUUUUCAAAAGAAACCUCGUUCCAGAAGAGUAGUUCUGCAUCUAAAGCUACUACAAUGAGUGAAAACGAUUUCAAGCACACAAAAUCAUUUAUAAUUUAAAAGAUUCCACUUUUGAGAUACACCAAAACCACAGUUGUUAUAGAAGUUAUUAAACUAUUAUAAAACUCUG